AUGUCGAGCACAUCAAAGAAGCACAAGAAUUUUGUGUCAGAGCCCAUGGGAGAUAAACCUGUCACAGAACUUGCAGGCAUCGGUGAGGUUCUUGGCCAUCGUUUGGAGGACAACAAUUACGACAAGGCAUACACAGUUCUGGGCCAGUUCCUUCUCUUCAAGAAAGAUGAGACGCUCUUCAAGGACUGGCUGAAUGACAUCUCUGGGGCCAACAGCAAGCAGCAGAACGACUGCUACCAGUGCCUGAAGGAGUGGUGUGAUUCUUUCCUCUAG
Messenger RNA from Candidula unifasciata, 273 nucleotides. NCBI's taxonomy places the organism in Eukaryota, Metazoa, Mollusca, Gastropoda, Stylommatophora, Geomitridae. The record is from the annotation of a GenBank genome assembly.